Molecule: messenger RNA, 1241 nt
Organism: Aquila chrysaetos chrysaetos
Lineage: Eukaryota; Metazoa; Chordata; Aves; Accipitriformes; Accipitridae
Gene: SNRPC
Product: small nuclear ribonucleoprotein polypeptide C
Exons: 6
Coding region: 491-973 (160 amino acids)
Biological process (GO): mRNA 5'-splice site recognition; spliceosomal snRNP assembly; mRNA splicing, via spliceosome
Cellular component (GO): U1 snRNP; nucleus
Molecular function (GO): pre-mRNA 5'-splice site binding; zinc ion binding
Source: RefSeq, a predicted model, not a curated record
GCGCCCCAAAACGACGCUUCUCCCGUAAUUUUCAGCCCCGGAGGUGGGAAGAGAAGCUAACGCGACGCCUGCGAUACGUUUACAUCUUUUAACAUCAAUAAACUCUCGCUGGUUUUUAACGCAAAGCAGCUGCGUUACGUGAAGGUUUUGCCGCAGCAAACACCGCCACAGGCCUGCCGGCCGCGAGCCCCGGCUGUGUGUGUGUGUGUCGUGAUCACGGUGCCCAGUUCUGACGUAAUUUGUAACGGGAUAAACUGGGGGGUGACUGGAGAAGUGACUGAGGCGGGCGGCGGAGGCCCCGCCUGUGAGGCGGGAAAAGCGAAGCCCGCCCCGCAGCCUCUUUUGUCCCUCGCGGGCCGCCGUGGGAGCGCUGAGCCCGCCCUGUGCCGCCGUCGUUCUACGGGAGCCGCCGGAGGUCAAGCGGUGGAAGGCGUCGCUACGUGAGUGCGUCACUUCCUGGCGGCGCCGGUAGCGGGGCGCGGGGAGCACCAUGCCCAAGUUUUAUUGCGAUUAUUGUGACACGUACCUCACCCACGACUCGCCCUCUGUGAGAAAAACCCACUGCAGUGGCCGAAAACACAAAGAAAAUGUGAAAGACUACUAUCAAAAAUGGAUGGAGGAACAAGCUCAGAGCCUGAUUGACAAAACAAUAGCGGCUGCAUUUCAGCAAGGGAAAAUCCCACCUACACCGUUCUCGGCACCACCUCCUGCAGGAGCCAUGAUACCACCUCCUCCCAGCAUCCCUGGCCCCCCGCGGCCUGGCAUGAUGCCAGCCCCUCAUAUGGGUGGACCGCCAAUGAUGCCAAUGAUGGGCCCACCCCCACCAGGGAUGAUGCCGGUUGGACCCGCUCCAGGGAUGAGGCCACCGAUGGGAGGACACAUGCCGAUGAUGCCAGGGCCCCCGAUGAUGAGACCACCCUCCAGACCCAUGAUGGUGCCAACCAGGCCAGGAAUGACCCGUCCAGACAGAUAAAGGUGGAAAUGGAGCUGCCUGUUCUUUUUCAUAUUACGAUCUUCCAUAUGAUAAAAUACCAUAGACCUAUGUCCCUAGGAUUUUGUAUUAAAACAGUGUGUAGAGGAAAUCUGCUGUUACUUCAGAUUGCAGACGGUUUGACCUAGAUGCACACUGGACUGAUGCUUUUGUACCUGGUCUGGUUUUUUUGGUGGUUUUGUUUGUUUGUUUCGCCCCCCCCCCCCCAUUGAAUCGUAAAACACAACAAUAAAACAUUGAUGCUGGUUUA